Molecule: messenger RNA, 2152 nt
Organism: Sinocyclocheilus grahami
Lineage: Eukaryota; Metazoa; Chordata; Actinopteri; Cypriniformes; Cyprinidae
Product: small conductance calcium-activated potassium channel protein 2-like
Exons: 7
Coding region: 347-2113 (588 amino acids)
Biological process (GO): potassium ion transport
Cellular component (GO): membrane
Molecular function (GO): small conductance calcium-activated potassium channel activity; calmodulin binding
Source: RefSeq, a predicted model, not a curated record
ACACUUUCUAUAUACAUUUAAUUUACAUUUAAAAUGAAAUCAUAUUCAAUUCAUUAUGAAACACGGAUUAAAAAAUAUUAUACCGUAUAAGUCAGAGACCUAUCAGAGUAAACAGUGAAGAGCACUGAGUUGUGAAUGCUGCACAUUUGAACCGCAUGUUGCCACCUUCCCCGCGUGACGUCAGCCCAGUUGUUUUGGGUCUCUCGGCCAAUCGGAAGCGCGCUCGCACUUCUACAGAAGCCGAGGUGGGUCCAACCUCGCGCCAGCUUUUAUCCUACGUUACUCAUCACAACGCCCCCUCGGUAGGGUGCAUGCACGGGGUUCUGCUUUAAACGGCAGCUCUGAGAUGGAAACCCCAUUGCAGUUGCAGAACGAUUUCUAUCCAGAGCAGCAGCACUAUAAGCAGCACCAGCAGCACUACUGCGGACGGGAGGAAGAGCGCUCCAUCAGGCACUGCACCUGCAACAGCUCCUCCACCUGCGAGGAUGCCAGAAAAAGCCAGCCUUUGCACGGGACGCCGCUGGGAACUUUAAGGACACCGUCCGUCUCAUCUUCAACCAGGCAAGGCGCUCAGUACAGCGAGUUCACGCCCUCUAGUCAUGGUAGUUCAUCCAGACACCAUCAUCAUCCUCAUCGCGAGCUUAACCGGCAGCAAAUUCGGGGCAGUCCGGCCAGCAGCCACAGAGAGAGUAACUCUUACACCCAAAUAGCCAUGAGCAGCUGCAGAUACAACGGCGGCGUGAUGCGGCCGCUCAGUAACUUGAGCUCGUCCCGCAGAAACCUGCACGAGUUUGAUUCGGAGUCCCAGCCGCUGCAGCCCGUCUCUGCGGCGGACGCGUCCGACGCGCUCGCCUCCAAGCCGGAGAACAACUCCACCACCCUCAUGCCUUACUCGGCGGGGGACGGCGGAGGCGGAGGAGGUGGAUGUAGCCACAGCGGCGGCAAAUCCGGCAAAAAGAAGAACCAGAACAUUGGACAGAAGCUCGGACACAGGAGGGCCCUGUUUGAGAAAAGAAAGCGUCUGAGCGACUACGCGCUCAUCUUUGGGAUGUUUGGCAUCGUGGUGAUGGUCAUUGAAACUGAACUCUCUUGGGGAGCCUACGGAAAGGAGUCACUGUAUUCUUUAGCCCUAAAAUGCCUGAUAAGCCUUUCUACAAUCAUUCUUCUUGGGUUGAUUAUCAUAUAUCAUGCCAGGGAAAUCCAGCUUUUCAUGGUGGACAACGCUGCAGACGACUGGAGGAUAGCCAUGACCUACGAGCGCAUCUUCUUCAUCUGUCUGGAGAUCUUGGUGUGCGCCAUACACCCCAUCCCGGGCAACUACACCUUCACGUGGACGGCGCGGCUCGCCUUUUCCUACGCACCGUCCAAGACAGACGCUGACGUGGAUAUCAUCCUGUCCAUUCCCAUGUUUCUCCGUCUGUACCUCAUUGCUCGCGUCAUGCUGCUGCAUAGCAAACUCUUCACCGAUGCGUCGUCGCGCAGUAUCGGUGCCCUCAACAAGAUAAACUUCAACACACGCUUUGUCAUGAAGACCCUCAUGACUAUCUGUCCCGGGACAGUGCUGCUGGUGUUCACCAUUUCUCUGUGGAUCAUCGCCGCCUGGACUGUGAGGGCGUGCGAAAGAUACCAUGACAACAUGGACGUAACCAGCAAUUUCCUUGGAGCCAUGUGGUUGAUCUCAAUAACUUUUCUAACCAUUGGAUAUGGGGAUAUGGUCCCUAAUACAUACUGUGGGAAAGGAGUCUGUCUCCUCACCGGCAUUAUGGGAGCCGGAUGCACUGCUUUGGUGGUCGCUGUGGUCGCAAAAAAACUGGAAUUAACCAAAGCCGAAAAACAUGUACAUAACUUUAUGAUGGACACCCAGCUGACAAAAAGGGUGAAAAACACAGCUGCUAAUGUUCUCAGGGAGACGUGGCUCAUUUAUAAAAACACCAAGCUGGUGAGGAAGAUGGACCACUCCAAAGUCAGGAAACAUCAGCGCAAGUUCCUUCAAGCCAUUCACCAGGUUAAUUCAGCCCUCAGUAAAGCACAAGUGAGGACACUUGCUUUUGAUAUAUAUGGGCCAUCUAAAAGAGGACGUACGUGCCCUGUAAAUGUCACUCUCUUCCAGUGACUGAUUAUUUGGGAAACCCAAAAGGCAAAAUGGUUAUAA